Cataglyphis hispanica is the source of this 2427-nucleotide messenger RNA. RefSeq lists its product as uncharacterized. Gene Ontology annotation, cellular component: mitochondrial matrix; mitochondrion. The record is from RefSeq and is a predicted model, not a curated record. Gene Ontology annotation, molecular function: protein binding; ATP binding; tryptophan-tRNA ligase activity. Bases 187 to 2427 code for a protein of 746 amino acids. Gene Ontology annotation, biological process: mitochondrial tryptophanyl-tRNA aminoacylation. The transcript has 10 exons. Lineage: Eukaryota; Metazoa; Arthropoda; Insecta; Hymenoptera; Formicidae.
CCACACAUAUAAGAAUUAUUAUAAUCAUCAGUUUAAUGUAAGUAAAUAUAAAAAUAGACAAAUUUUAAUGUGAGUGAUUACAAAAUAUAUGAGUAAUGAUAUAUAAUUAAAAAUAUUAAAUUAGAGAGAUUUACUAAAUGAUGUGAAUAAAUUUUGAUAAAUACACAAAUAAUCAGAAUAGAGAUAAUGCAGAGAACAAAAUCGCACGACAAUGUCAAAGAAACUGUCGAAACGCAAGUGAUUACGGCGAUGCAGAAGCAAGGAUACUCCUUGAAUGCUGUAAAUAGUUAUGAUGAGAACUUGCUACAUAUAAGCGCAGCGAAUGAUUGUUUCCGAAUCGUGAAGGAAAUUUUAAACCAAAAGGAAAACUAUCAUGUUAUAGAUAGGAAGAAUAAAUUUGGCUGGACUCCACUGAUGCAAGCAGUUCGUAAUGGAAAUAUCGAUACUGUAAAAUUGCUUUUAAAGAAGGACGUCGAAGUUAACAAAGUGACUUAUCUCGGUAUGUCAGUUCUCGGAUUAGCUGCUGCGAUUAACAAAGAAAUGUUUGAAACCGUAUACAAUGCUUGUCCGGACGCUUUAGUAAACGCGGCUAAUGAUGACAUUACUCCCUUAUGUGUUGCUGCUAUGAAAAACGAUAAGGAACUCUUUUUUAGACUGUUGGAAUUGGGCAUGCCGACUGAUAAUGAAUACACUCGUCUCAUAAUGAAACAUUCUACGAUACCGGAGAUAACCGCUUUGGUGAACGCAGAUUCUGCGAUGGAUGAUUAUUGGAACGAUACAUCAGAUAAUAUCCAAGUUAUAGAGGAGAAUAUUGACGAUACAACAAAAGAUUCUAAACUAAUUUCAAAAAAUAAAAAUGAAAAACACAAAAAUAAAUUGCAUUUAUCUCUAGCUACAGAAUUCGACAAGCAAGAUUUAAUAUCACCAAACUUAACGUACAACACAUUUGUCCUAUCCCCGAAUGCUGUUCAUUUUGAAAAAAACGAUCUUACAAAGAAAACAGACGUAAUUUUUCAGAAUAAAGAUGAAAGCAAGAAAACAAUGGAAAAAGAUUGCACAACGAACGAGUUUGAAUCACCUUCUGUUGUACUUAAAAGAUUUCAAUCGAUACAACUUACUGAUUUUGAUACAAAGAAUUUCUCUUGCGAUCCUGAUGUCACUCUUGGAUUUACACCCGAAUUUAGCCCUCCGAAAUCACCCCAUGUACCUCCAGAUAUUAAUGAGGAGAACGUAUUUGGCGAAAAUACUCCGACACCGCCGCGCUGCAAAACGCCACCAAAAGGAAUGCUUCUGAAUUGGUCGCAGACGAAAAUGAUUUCAAUACUAAGACGUUUUAGACUGAGCCAAUAUAUUCCUAUAUUUCUUGAACAGGAAACAUCACAGAUCAAGUACCCAAAGAGGAUAGUUUCUGGAAUUCAACCCACUGGAAGCGCGCAUUUAGGCAAUUACUUUGGUGCUAUUCAAAGAUGGGUAGAAUUACAGAACUCAGGCGAAGAAGUUUUGUGCUUUAUAGCAGACUUACAUUCACUAACUUCGUUACAAGAUCCCAAGAAAUUGCGGGAAAAUACUCUGCUGAUGACUGCAACAUUGGUGGCUUGUGGUAUAGAUUUUGAAAAGAGUAUCUUGUUUCAACAAUCUAAAAUACCUAUGCACACAAAACUGUUUUGGUUUUUAAGUAGUAUCACAACUAUGCCAAGGUUAGCGCACUUACCACAAUUCAAGGAAAAAAGACAAACCUUAAAGAAUACUCGGCUAGACUUGUUCAUUUAUCCUGUUUUACAAGCAGCUGAUAUAUUAUUAUACAAAGCAACACACGUUCCAGUUGGACAAGAUCAAGCUCAACAUAUACAAUUUACACGAGAAUUAGCGCGUACAUUUAACAAAAAGUUUGGGCAAACCUUUCCAAUACCAGAUCCCCUUAUCAGUGAUGGCCCAGACCAAAGGAUCAAGUCCUUACGUGAGCCUGAGAUGAAAAUGUCAAAGUCACAUACAGAUCCCAAGUCCAGAUUAGACAUCUUGGAUGAAUCAGAUGAAUUGUUGGAAAAAAUAAAGAAGGCUAAAACUGAUUUCACAUCUGAAGUGACAUAUGAGCCGGAAAAACGACCAGGAGUGUCUAAUUUAAUUAAUAUACAUUCUCUGUUUACUGGGAAGACACCAGAUGAAAUAUGUAAGGAAGCUGUAGAUUUAAAUACAGGAGAAUACAAAUUAGUUUUGGCGGAUGUAGUGAUAGAAAAAUUGUCUCCAAUUCGUAAGGAUAUAUUGAGAUUAAUGAAAGAACCUGCUUAUUUGGAUGAAAUUUUGAAAAAAGGCGCAGAAAGAGCGACAGAACUUGCGACAAACUGUUGCGAGGAAGUUGAAAGCAAAAUUCUUGGUACUGAUAUAAUACAGGAAGUGAAAAAUAUAACAAGCACUGCAAACAUCAUGUAA